AUGAGAGCAUGUGAAAAAUUAUCACUUUUUAAGUUAGAAGAAGCAGCUGCAAAGACACCGGAUGGUACAUGCUUUUUGUUGAAUGUUUCUUUUUCUUGCACAGCGAUUAAAGAUGUAAAAGUGGAACACAUCUCAAAUAAAAUCAGACUGUCAUGUUCUGAAGGAAAUAUUUCAUUAAAGAUCGAUGGUCCAGGGACAAAAACCUUGGACCUGCCCUACAGAGACGAAAACUCAGGGGAGUACACAUGUGUGAAAUGGGGACAAAAAAUCUAUGUGAAGUUUCGGAGCUGUGACAACUGCGUAGAACUGGACAUGACCUCUCUGGUCGGCAUGGCGAUAGGACAGGUGGUGGCCACGUCUGUGGUCGGAGUGGCCGUCUACAUCCUGGUUUCUCAGGCUCAGACUGGUCGAGUCGCCCCUAAACAGAAAAACUCCAACAAGCAGCAUCAUGGCCCCAAUGAGACGAGCCACAGACCUACCAAUGACCAUUACCAGCCUUUGAGACGAGAUGCCCAAAAGAGAGAUGAGUAUGACGAACUCCAGCCUAAAAGGAGAUACAAUUAAAAGGAAACAAUUCCUGGCACUGCCUCAAACGUGGAUGCAUCCCAGAUGUCUGCUACCUGCAUCAAGCUGCCCCCCCCAGCCCUGCCUGUAGAUUAUGCUGUAAAGGAGGAUCAUUUAUGAGUGAUUUCUUUCUUCUCAACUUAUGAUAUAGUGUAAGCCACUGUAGUUACUCAGAUAUAAAUCAAAAUGUUUGUCUUCAUUACUAAAAACAAUAAAC
Messenger RNA from Cololabis saira (Pacific saury), 781 nucleotides. Its product is annotated as T-cell surface glycoprotein CD3 delta chain-like. Gene Ontology annotation, cellular component: external side of plasma membrane; alpha-beta T cell receptor complex. Gene Ontology annotation, biological process: positive thymic T cell selection; cell surface receptor signaling pathway. Gene Ontology annotation, molecular function: transmembrane signaling receptor activity. Lineage: Eukaryota; Metazoa; Chordata; Actinopteri; Beloniformes; Belonidae. The coding region runs from base 1 to 564 and encodes 187 amino acids. The record is from RefSeq and is a predicted model, not a curated record. The transcript is spliced from 5 exons.